Paramecium octaurelia is the source of this 1894-nucleotide messenger RNA. The record is from the annotation of a GenBank genome assembly. Lineage: Eukaryota; Ciliophora; Oligohymenophorea; Peniculida; Parameciidae.
AAUCAAUGUACCUAUAGAAAUAAAAAACAAAGUAAAUUCAAGAAGACAGAAAAUUGCCUAUAAAAGUAUCGAUUAGAAUUCGACCAUUGUUGAAGAAGGAGUAAGGUUAGGAGACAAUCAUCAAAACUGAAAAUGUAUAAGUUAACAAUCCUAUUUUUAAUUAGAAAAAAUUUGUUGUCAUCGAAUAGUCAACUCAGAUAUUUAAAUAGGAAUUUGAUAGGGUUUUUGAUGAGGCAUCCCUCCAAGUGGAAAUUUAUAAUAAUUUGAAUGAUUGUAUCAAGUAAGCAUUUGAUGGAUUCAAUGGAACCAUUUUAGCAUACGGUUAAACUGGUAGUGGUAACAUAUUUGAUUAAAUAAAGGAAAAACCUAUACUAUGUUUGGUAGCGAUUGGGAGUCGCAAAUGAAUUUUGGAUUGAGCCAUUAAGCAACUUACUGUGAUGAUUUAAAAAAUGACAUCUCAUUUGCUGGAAUUAUUCCUAGAGUUAUCUUCGGAAUAUUCAAUAACAUGCCAUCUAAUUUUUAUAUUUAUUGUUCAUUUCUUUAAAUCUAUAAUGAGAAGAUCUAUGAUUUAUUGUAAGAUCACAAGUUACCAGUGCCUUUGAAUUUGCACGAAAGCAAAUUGGAUGGAAUAUAUGUGGGUAAGCUUAAAUUUUAGUAUAUAGAUCUAUUAAUUUUUAGAGAAUUUAACAGAAUACGCUGUCAAUAAUUAUUAUGAUUGUUUAACUCUGAUGAAAAGAGGAGAGAGAAAUAGAAUUAUUCGAUAAACUACUAUGAAUUUAAAAUCCAGUAGAAGUCACACUAUAUUUCAACUAAUUAUUGAGACCAACAAGGUUGAUAGAAAUGGAGUUCUGUUUAAAUCGAAGUUAAAUCUAUGCGACUUGGCAGGCUCAGAAAAAAUAAACAAAUUAGAAGCCCUUACUAAUGCUCAUUUUAUUGAAUUAAAGAAUAUCAAUUAAUCAUUAACGACAUUGGGUAAAGUAAUAUAAAAUUUAUCAUAAAACAAUAAAAAUAAACAGAAAUUACCUAUUCCAUAUAGAGAAUCUAAAUUGACAAGGUUAUUGCAGGAUAGUUUAGGUGGAAACACUAUGACUCACAUCAUUGUCAAUAUUGCACCAAACAUUUACAAUAUUGAUGAAACUGUCAGUAGUCUUAAGUUUGCAUAGAGAGCAAAGAAUGUAACUAUUCAAGUUUAACCAAAUAAAUUUAAUGCGAAUGAUUAAGUCUUAGUUAACAAAUUAGUAAAGGAAGUAAUUUUAAUAUUGGUAUAAUUUAGAUUGAUUACUUGAAAUCGUUAUUAAACAUGAAGAGAAGUGGAUUAAAUUAAAAUGAUUUACACUUCAAGUUGAUGAAAAUGCAAGAAGAAAAUGAAAGAUUAAGAGAAGGUUAAUUGAGUAAUGAUGAAGUAGAAAAGAUUAUUUAAGAGAAUAGAAAAAUGAAAGAAGAAUUAUAAAAAUUGCAAUAAUAGUCUUCCUUUGGUGAUCAAUCAGAAUCAAAUUCCAUUGUGAAGAAAAUGCACAGUGAUGAAGGGUUUGUUUCUGAUGUCACAACAGAAAGAAGACCUUUAGCUUAUAAUGGGAUGUUUAUUAUCAGCAAUCCUUCAAAUCAAUAGAAAACAGAAGUUUAAGUGAGAUUCAAAGAUGGACGAAACAGAGUAUAAAUGAAGAAAGGUUAUGUCGAAAUAAGUGAGCAAUAAGAAUAAAGACAGAAACGAUUUCUGAGUGAAAAAAGAAGAGUAAUAGAAAGAUUAUAGUAUCUUGAAUAAUUACAAGUGAAAAAUGAAAUGACUUAUUCAUUACUAUCUUCCCCAAGUCAUUUCCAUAGUUUUUAAUAAAAUGAUGAAAAAAAAUCAGUAAAAUAUCGAUUUCUAGAAAAAUAGUUGAUUUAGAAGUAAUGA